CGCGCGACCCGCGCGACGCCCUCCCCCCGCGCGCUUCCGCACGCGUUUUGGGUCGACGUCGGGAAGGGGUCUCUGGCGGGUCCGUUUUGGCGUGAAACGCGUCGCGCGAGGGCGUAUCGCGCGUCGCACGGCUCGCGCACGCGCAUCGGGGGUAUCUCUCUCGGCCGAACGCAACGGCGGAGGGGCGAGAUUGAUUUGACGAAGCCGCGCGCGGGACCGCCGGCCGGAGUCGAGCGACGAGCGCCAUGCAGCACAGCGCGAGCGCGAAGGAUCUCAUCCAGGCCUCGCGGCCUGGGUUCCCGCAAGGGCUCAAGGUUCUCGUCGUCAUGAAGGACAACGGAUCGCACGCCGCCGCGAAGAAGAUGCUCUCGGAGAUCGGAUACCUCGUCACGACCGCGACGACGCUGGACAAGGGCCUCUCGAUCUUGGAGUCCUCCACCACGGAGCCGCCGAGCCACCACUUCGACGUCGCGCUCCUGGAGUCGAAGCAAGUGGAGCCUCUGAUGCGUCUCGCGACGGCUGACGCGGGCGCCGGCGACGCGGCGUCGCCGCCGCGACCGAGCGGCGCGUCCGCCGCCGCGGGCUCUCGCGCGUCGAGCGCGAACGCGCUCCUCGCGUCUCGCUUCACGAAGAUGGCCAAGUCGUGCGCGAUCGUCCUCAUGCACGAGGAGGAGCACGCGGUUCGGAAGAUGAUACGCGACGAAGCUGCCGCGGCCGCCGCGAGCGCGGGAGGGGGCGCGGGAGGAGCAGGUCCCGCGGGCGUGGCGACCGCGGGCAGCGCGAAGAGGGGGCUGGCGCUGCGCGGCGGUGGGAGCGACGACUCGUCGGCGUCGGAGGAGGCGGCGGUGAAGCGAUCCUCCCCGACGACGGUGCUCGGGGAGGAGGAGUCUGAACAUAACCGGGGGGACUCCCUCGUAGCGGGUGGGGCCGCAGGAGCGCGAGGCGGCGCGGGGGCGUCGGCGUCCGCGAGGAAGAAGGCGGGCGCGGCCGUCGGCGGCGGCGCGGGAGCUAACAACGCGAAGGACGCCGCGAAGGGCGCGGCGGCGGGCUCCGGCGCGGGCGGCGGCGCGGGCGGCGCGGCGACCAAGCCGAAGCCGCAGACGCGCAGCACGCAGCAGUGGCGCGCGGCGGAGCAACGCGGUCGACGCCUCGCGAUCAAGCCGCACACCGCGCCGCUCGCGCCUGGUGUGAACCAGUUGAACGGCCAGCACGGGGGACCGGGCGGGAUGGCGUAUUGGCACCAGCCCGGACGCGGCGCCGGACCCGGGUCGCCGAUGAUGGGGCAGAUGCGCGCGAUGACGGUGAACGGGCAGCAAGUCCAGGUGUGGGUGCCGGUCGGCGUGCAAGGCCAGCCGGGGCAGCAGCAGCAGCAGCAGCAGUUUACGCAGCAGGGCAACGUGGGCCAGGGCCCACAGGGCCAGGGCCACACGGCUGGCGGCGAGGCUGGCGGCCAGCGGCAACAGAUGGUGCUCAUCCAGCAAGCCAACGGGCAGCACGUGUACGUGGACGCGAACCAAUACAACCAGAUGGUGUUGCAGCAGCAACAGCAGCACUCGCAACAGUCGCAACAGCAACAGUGGGGGGGGUCGCAGCAGCAGCAGCAGCAGCAGCAGCAGCAGGCGCAGCAGCAGUAUUACGCCGCCGCGCAACAGCAACAGCAACAUCACGCGAUGACGCAACAGAGAGCGCCCACACACGGCGGGUCGUCGCCGACGGCGGUGGGCGCCGGCGGCGUCGCGUCCAUGGACGCGCACCAUGCCGUCGGGCUGCGGCGGGUGGAUUCGCUUCAGAGGCUCAUGGACGCGCCGUUCGACGCCGAUUUCGCCGACGUGGAGAUGCUCGAAGAGGACGCGCUCGACGUCAUGUUGGCGCAGGCGAAGGAUGGCAACUUGUUCGACGGCAUGGACGACGCGAUGUUCGAAGCCGGGGCGAUGGGCGACGGCAUCGUCAACGCGUGAGCGAGUCGUUUGAGCGAGUCGUUUGAGCGCGCGAGCGCGUCGUCGUCGUCGUCUCGACGACGACGACGAUUCGAGACGACGAUUGAUAAGUUGAGAUUACGAUGAUUGAUUGAUUGUAAUACGCGAGCCAACAAAAAGUAGCAGUGAACACG
Micromonas pusilla CCMP1545 is the source of this 2110-nucleotide messenger RNA. RefSeq lists its product as uncharacterized. The coding region runs from base 246 to 1958 and encodes 570 amino acids. The transcript has 4 exons. The record is from RefSeq and is a predicted model, not a curated record. Lineage: Eukaryota; Viridiplantae; Chlorophyta; Mamiellophyceae; Mamiellales; Mamiellaceae.